AUCGAACUCGAGUUCUUGAGCUGGCGAGGCAGGCAGUGAAGCCACUGAGCUAUAUCUCCGGCCCUGAGAAUGGAUUUAAAUGCCUCAGUAAGUCCUUUCCCAGUGUUCAGUGUCAUGCCGAUUCUGUCCAAAAUGGACAGGGCCCUUUAAAUUAUCUCCUCCUUUCACCUCCUCUGUUUGAACAAAAAUCACACAUCCCUCUGUGACGACAGAUGCACUAGGUGAAGCUCAAAUAUGAGUCACUCUCUCAGAUCAUCGCUGCUAGCUGAGAAGCACUGAAGCCUCUCGGGUGACAGGAGCAUCUGCGCAGGAAGACUCGUCCGAUACUGCAGCCCACGCGUGGGGCUCAGCACUGUCACCGGGACCGGACACCGGUGACGGCAGAAACCACACAGGGACGCAGGCAUUGUGUCGCCAGGUGGACCCACAGCUGGAGCUCCAGAAUCAUAUCUACAAAUUUCUCAGAGAUGGAUGAAAGAUAUCCAGCAUAUGCAGAAGUGAAGAAAUGUCUUCCUUCCAAGAAGCACAAGCAAAUGAAUAACAAAAAACAGGAACCGAUUUACUCAGAAGUGGGAGAAUAUCCUUCAAACUUCAACCAGAUAAAGAAAAAAACUGAAUCAUCUGAAGAAAACAGGUUCUCAGUUCCCUUUGCCUGGCGCCUCACGGUAGUGAUUCUUGCUGGCUCAUGCUUCUUCCUCUUUUUGGCAACUGGAAUUUUGGGUUUCCUAGUUUUCCAGGGUCGUCUGACAGCCCAAGUCCCUAAUUCUCCUCUGGAAAAUGUAACACGAGAGGAAGAGUUCCAUGACCGAAGCCUGGUGUUCACAUCGAGUCCAGUCAACACAGGAGGCAAAAAGAGUGAAUAUGAAGUCCAUUGGUCAUGUUGUGGAGAGAGUUGUUAUUAUUUCUCACGGGAAAAGAAGAACUUUGAAGACAGCAUGAAACUCUGCAAAAAAAUGAAUUCCACCCUUGUUAAGAUAGAAGAUGCACAGGAGCUGAACUUUAUUCAAAGCCAAAUAUCUUAUUUCUGUUGGAUUGGGUUGUCCCGUGAAGGAACCAGCAGACCCUGGACAUGGGAAGAUAAAUCACAACCCUCUCUUGAAAGUGAUUGGAAAGAAUCAGAGACUGGAAACUGUGGAAGUAUAACACCCACAAGGAUGAAUGCUCUUGAAUGUUCCAGAUUAAUAACCUAUAUUUGUGAGAAGAAAAAUGUUUGUCUGGCUACUGUGCAAUGAAGAACAAUCACCUUUCCCAGACCCAUGGAUGCUUUUCAUGGGCUGUACCUGCAUUGUACCCACUGAUUGAGAAACUUACUGGAAUGAGGAGUUGUAGAUCCACAGAUUCCGCUCCUGUCACAAGAAGAUGGCCUAACCACACCUUAGUGUAAGCUGGUGAAGUAAGAGACCGCUAGUACUUCCAGUGAGGGCCAACAGGCUCAGUUCUGCCACCCUGUCUGCAUCGUACACAAACUUAGAGGUUUCUACAAACUUCCGGCAGUAUCAUGCACAUUUGGUUAGGAAGCAAUGUUAACAGUAAAUGAAGUCAUGACUCUAUAGGAAGUGUUAUGAAUUAUUCUAUGAGUCACUACCUUUUAGGAGAAAGGCAGUAGGGUGUACUGGAGAGAAUGGAACAGUAUCCUGAACCAAGUGUAAAUUUGCUACCUGUACCACAUCCACUCUGCUCAUCAGCAAAU
Molecule: messenger RNA, 1690 nt
Organism: Fukomys damarensis (Damara mole-rat)
Lineage: Eukaryota; Metazoa; Chordata; Mammalia; Rodentia; Bathyergidae
Product: killer cell lectin-like receptor 7
Exons: 8
Coding region: 468-1232 (254 amino acids)
Source: RefSeq, a predicted model, not a curated record